Messenger RNA from Rodentolepis nana, 1689 nucleotides. The record is from the annotation of a GenBank genome assembly. NCBI's taxonomy places the organism in Eukaryota, Metazoa, Platyhelminthes, Cestoda, Cyclophyllidea, Hymenolepididae.
AUGGAAAAUCCAUUUUCACAAAUUCCAAAUGCUGAAAUGCCUCCUAAGUCUCCAAGUGCUUCUGAUGCGCUUCAUAAAACUAGCAGCAUCGUAGAACAAAUAUUUUUGGUUAGUUCUAAAGAUGUCCCUAGUAACCGAACAUCGGUAAUAUUCUCGGGUGAUGUAGUUACGCCUGAGGGCUAUUUCACGCUCGAUUGUCUUGAGCAUCUCCUCUUUGAACGAUCUCAAAUGAGAGAGUUUCCUCCUGAUCGAAUUUGCCCCAAAGCCUCACCUCUCUCAGAUCCUGCCUUUCAGCUUGAUCCCAUGGUUUAUCUUUUUGAAAGUUUCCGCCGCUCGUUUGACUUUGCAAACUCUAAGUGCCAAACUACCAUUGAAAUUGCCAAAAGCUGUCAAGUUCAAAUUUUUAAACAAGCGUCUCUCUGUCUCUUCUUGGACACUGAAUUGGAAUUGGAAAAUUGUGCCCUGAGUCUCCUAAACACUGUGCUCAAUUGUACUCACAUACAUUCUGAUGCUGACAACGCUGUCGCCAUUGACAACUUACUCGCCGGAAUUUUGUCCGUAAGUGAUUCUGAUGGCGCGGUCACCUCUCUUCGUCCAUUGAUGAAGGGUCUGCUGGCAAAACUGAAGGAAAUAGAAGCGGAUAGUUACCUUCCUGCGCCCAGCACGGAUCCUCUCCAGAAUAUCCUUAGUCGGCUCUCCGCACAAAAUAAACCACCCGGGCCAACUAAAAACGCUCGACUACUUUUCCAAAUUGACCGAGAUGGAAUUACUAAUGCCUGCAUUCUACUAUCCAAAUAUCCUGCUACUGCUAAGUUGCUUCUGGAGUUCUCCUUCCCUGAGGAGGGAUCGCAGCGUGAAGUGGGCUGGCGCUAUGAGGAUGGCGUGUUGGGUCGUUUGUUAAUUCCAAGUCCCCUUUUGCCUCUACUCUCCUACCAAGUUUCCUAUAUGGAAUCUAACAGCGGAGGUCGUUCUUGGAUGGGAGAAUUCUUCACAGAUCAAACACCUAUUAAAGCCUCUGUAGAUGCAGAUAAGAACACUAUUUGGAGGCUGACUGGAGAAAUGGACUCCAAACUGACGGUUCUUUUCAAGAAUCUUCUUCGAGUUGGAAAGCAGGAUGAUUCUAUCAAGUCCAGUCUUUUUGAAUGGUUUGGGGCUUGUCUUCACGCCAAUCGAAAGCGCAAACAACUGGCCAAUACGAUGGGCAGUGCUGAUCCCAACAACGAAGAUAUGAGACAUCUCGCAAGCGACGGAUUCCUCAAUAAUUUGGCUGCUUUGGCAGUGAAUCUGUGUGGUCCCCUCCUUAGUCAUCAAGCCGCUUUACCCGGUGCACUCAAACAACCCAAAUCCCCCCUGUCUAUGGUCCAUCCCGAAUUCGUGGUUUCUGCUAAGGCACACAAGAUUUUACCUGACUUGGUUGAGGAGACAAGACUGAAUCGCCAACACAAGGAGCUUAAAGAGGAGGCAGGAAAGGCUGAAACCUUCCCCCUUCUAACCGAUCUCUUCUUCGUUGCGCAUACAGCUCUGAGGUUGGCUUUCCCCACCCUCUUGGCGCUGCAUAUGGAGACAAAUAGGCAAUUGAAUCAGUGGGAACAGGAGGCUGCUAUGCGAUCAUCCAAUGGUGACCCCUCCGCCUUUUUGAUGGGUUCAUUGUUUGGUGGAUCCAGUUCCGAUCCUGAAGUAUGGUUUUGA